Rhododendron vialii is the source of this 468-nucleotide messenger RNA. RefSeq lists its product as uncharacterized. Gene Ontology annotation, biological process: cell fate determination. The transcript is spliced from 2 exons. Lineage: Eukaryota; Viridiplantae; Streptophyta; Magnoliopsida; Ericales; Ericaceae. The record is from RefSeq and is a predicted model, not a curated record. Bases 46 to 438 code for a protein of 130 amino acids.
ACGUAUUUACUAGGUGAUCGAACUCUCUCUCUCUCCCUCCAUGCAAUGGUGGCUUCCUUCAAGUUUUCCAUCGCUAUUGUUCUCUCAUGUCUCAUUAUAAGCAAAGGCCUAUGCCAAGAUUGCCCCCUAAACAAAAUCAAGAUUUUCCAAUUCGCGAGCGGGAGAUUUAUCCAAGGGAAAACUGAAUGGGUCGUUUUUCUGAUCAACACGUGCAAGUGUGCCCUACAAUACAUAGAAUUAAAUUGCAAAGGAUUUCAGACCGUCGAAAAGAUUGAUGAAGCUGUCCUAUUAGGUCCCACCGGCAGUGGUCGUUGCCUCUUCCUCAACAGAAACCAACUGAUUAAACAAAAUAUUGGCCAGUUCGCUUAUGCAUUUGAUACAGAGUAUAAUUUUACUGUAAGGGACAUCCUUCUUCCUAAUGGAACAUGUAUCUCUUGAGAGAUUGAGAUACAAAUAAACAUUUCGCAA